Onychostoma macrolepis is the source of this 796-nucleotide messenger RNA. It is a transcript of the gene ift27, whose product is annotated as intraflagellar transport 27 homolog (Chlamydomonas). Gene Ontology annotation, molecular function: GTPase activity; GTP binding. The transcript is spliced from 7 exons. Bases 112 to 672 code for a protein of 186 amino acids. The record is from RefSeq and is a predicted model, not a curated record. Gene Ontology annotation, cellular component: Golgi apparatus. NCBI's taxonomy places the organism in Eukaryota, Metazoa, Chordata, Actinopteri, Cypriniformes, Cyprinidae.
CGCUUUAGGCUCAGGUUGCUGUGGCGGAAGGAAGAAACAGUUAAACGCCGCGAUAAUCAACACACAUUCUGCUUCAUAUGUUAUCAGUUAAUUAUUAUUAAUCUCUGCCUUAUGGUGAAAUUAAGAGCUAGAUGUGUUGUCGUGGGAGACGCGGCGGUGGGGAAGAGCUCGCUGUGUCAGAUGUUCCGCAGUGACGGCGCUGUCUUUCAGAAGAACUACACCAUGAAUGUUGGUGUGGAGCUGCUGGAGAAAUCAGUGUCCAUCCCAGACACCAGUGAUGCUGUGGAGUUUUAUAUCUAUGAUUCAGCCGGACGGGAGCCGUUUGCAGACGCCUGUGUGAACAUGUGGAGUCAGCCGUCGCUCAUGUGUGUGGUGUUUGACAUCACCAGCGAAGCCUCGUUCACCAGCUGCAGCCGCUGGAUCGACAGAGUCAGAACACACUGCAACGGGCUGCAGGUGCCAGGUGUGCUGGUGGGGAAUAAGAGUGACCUGUGGUCCAGGAGGGAGGUGGACGCCGCUGCCGCUCAGGCUUGGGCUCAGAGUCAUGGGCUGGAGUAUCACGAGACGUCUGCUAAGGAGAUCGGUCAGUGUGAAGCUCCGUUCCUGAGUCUGGCUCGAGCGUUUCUCUCGCUCUAUCAGGAUCAGACUCAGAUCAUCCAGAGCCUCGUUUAACCUCAUCCACAGUCAGUCAUAUGCGUUUUGUACAUUUCAGUGUCCUGUUGUGUAUUUUUUCUGUGGUCUGAGCUCAAUAAAACUCAUUCCUUUCUAAAUCUGACAAGUGUUACAGUUAAUGAAU